Messenger RNA from Boleophthalmus pectinirostris (great blue-spotted mudskipper), 1221 nucleotides. Its product is annotated as opsin-5-like. The coding region runs from base 1 to 1221 and encodes 406 amino acids. Gene Ontology annotation, molecular function: G protein-coupled receptor activity. NCBI's taxonomy places the organism in Eukaryota, Metazoa, Chordata, Actinopteri, Gobiiformes, Gobiidae. The record is from RefSeq and is a predicted model, not a curated record. The transcript is spliced from 5 exons. Gene Ontology annotation, biological process: visual perception; G protein-coupled receptor signaling pathway. Gene Ontology annotation, cellular component: membrane.
AUGGGGAACACUUCUGACACCUCCACUCUAUUUGUGUCCUCCAUCUCCAAAGAGCAUGACAUCCUCAUGGGAGCCGUCUACACUGUGUUCUCUCUCCUCUUUCUUCUUUCAGGUGUCUUGUCUUUAACAGGAAAUGGCAUCCUGCUUCUUGUCGCGUAUCAGAAACGAUCAACCUUGAAGCCGGCAGAAUACUUCAUCAUUAACCUCUCCAUAAGCGACCUUGGAAUGACACUGUCUUUAUUCCCACUGGCCAUUCCUUCCUCUUUUUCACAUAGAUGGCUGUUUGGAGAGAUCAUCUGUCAGCUUUACGCCGCCUGCGGAGUACUAUUUGGCUUGUGCAGCUUAACCAACCUCACAGCACUCUCUUUAGUUUGCUGUAUUAAAGUGUGCUAUCCUAACUAUGGCAACAAAUUCUCCUCGUCUCACGCCUGCCUCCUGGUGGCUGCAGUGUGGUGUUAUGCCUUCAUUUUCGCCUUGGGGCCUUUGGCACAGUGGGGGCACUACAGCCCUGAGCCUUAUGGCACUGCCUGCUGCAUAGACUGGCACGCACCCAACCAUGAACCCUCCUCUCUGUCUUAUAUUCUCUGCCUUUUCAUCUUUUGCUACGCUCUGCCCUGCUCCAUCAUCUUUGUCUCGUACACAUUUAUUCUGCUGACGGUGCGAGGCUCGCGUCAGGCCGUACUACAGCAUGUAUCACCACAGACCAAGACUGCCAACGCUCACGCCCUCAUUAUCAAGCUGUCUGUAGCUGUCUGCAUUGGUUUUCUUGUCGCAUGGACCCCCUAUGCUGCUGUGGCCAUGUGGGCUGCUUUUGGAGAUGCACUGUUGGUUCCUCCCAUUGCCUUUGCCGUGGCUGCUCUAUUCGCCAAGUCCUCCACCAUCUACAACCCACUGGUGUACCUACUCUGCAAACCCAACUUUCGGCAGUGUUUAUGCAAGGACUCUACCACGCUACGGCAGAGGAUUUCAGGAGGGAGCCCACAAUCUGAUCUGAAAGGCUAUUUGGGCUGCAACUUACCACGUAAUAUGGACACCAGUCUGCCCAAACACUUGUCAAAUGGACAGCAAAAAUACGGGGCAUGCCUCUGUAGCUCCGAUGGGGAAAUGGUAGAUCAUGUGGCCCCACCCAAAAGAACUGCCUGCAUCCUCACAGGACCCUCCUGUACAGAGGUGACAUUGAACCAGGAUUCUGCAGAAAUAUCCCAGGGUGACUCUCUAUAA